Molecule: messenger RNA, 2819 nt
Organism: Dryobates pubescens (Downy woodpecker)
Lineage: Eukaryota; Metazoa; Chordata; Aves; Piciformes; Picidae
Gene: SH3RF2
Product: SH3 domain containing ring finger 2
Exons: 8
Coding region: 125-2224 (699 amino acids)
Biological process (GO): negative regulation of apoptotic process; protein ubiquitination; positive regulation of JNK cascade
Cellular component (GO): nucleoplasm
Molecular function (GO): ubiquitin protein ligase activity; protein phosphatase 1 binding
Source: RefSeq, a predicted model, not a curated record
GGAGCUGCCGGAGUCCGGGCUGUGGUGUGGUUCUGGCGGGCACGGGAAGUCUCCUUAGCCUGCUCCAGUGGCUGUGGCAUGUGGAUGGCUCCGGCUCCGCUGGUGACGGAGCUCUGCACUGAAGAUGGAUGAUUUAGCUCUCCUCGACCUGUUGGAGUGUCCUGUGUGCUUCGAGAAGCUCGAUGCCACCGCCAAGGUGCUACCUUGCCAGCACACUUUCUGCAAGCCCUGUCUGCAGAGGAUCCUGAAGUCCCAGAAGGAGCUCAGGUGCCCCGAGUGCAGGACCCUCGUCCUCUGCAGCAUCGAGCAGCUGCCCUCCAACCUGCUCCUCAUUCGCCUCCUGGAUGGAGUCAGGUGUGGACAAAACGUCACCAGAUUUGGUUCAAUCCAGAGGUCGGGAGUCCUGUCCUCCCCUGCCUCCAUCAGGAGGGUCCCCAGGGGCUUGCAACUUCAUCAGCACCGGCUAGCAACAAACCCCAGGAUCCACAUGGAAGGGGUCCCACGAGCCAAGGCCCUGUACACCUACCGAGGACACAACCCUGGGGAGCUGAGGUUCAACAAGGGGGACAUCAUCAUGCUGCUCCGGCAGCUGGACGAGAACUGGUACCUGGGGGAGGUCAACGGGGUCAGCGGCGUCUUCCCAGCCAGCUCCGUGCAAGUCAUCAAGCACCUGCCCCUGCCACCACCCCUCGGCAGAGCGCUCUACAGCCUCGACCUGAGAAGCAGGGACAAGCUGGAGAACAAGGACUCCCUGACCUUCCACAAGCCAAACACCACUGCAAGGCAGCUCCUGCAGAGCAGCAAAGGCCACUGGUCCCCCCAGUUCAAGUCGGGGUCCCUGCGCACGGCGUCCCCCAAAGGCAAGGGCGCGGACUCGCCGGCCUUCGCCAAGGUGCCUGACUCACGGCGCAAGAGCCUGCGGCAGUUCUCCAUCACCACCGCCCUCAACACCCUCAACCGCAUGGUCCACGCGCCCAGCGAGCGGCAGGCCCUGGAGAUCAGCUCCCCCGUGCUCAUCAGCUCCAGCAACCCCACCGUGGCCACCCAGAGCAGCGAGAAGGCUGAGCUCCCUUACAGCACCCCGCUGCAGGUCAGUGCAUCUUACUACUCCACGCCAGGAUCACUGGGGCACUCAGCAGCCAUCGUCACCCUUCCCCACCUCCAGCACCACAUGUCAUCUUAUAUGUGCGUGGCUCUGCACUCCUACACGGCGCACGGCCCCGAGGAGCUGGAGCUGCAGAAGGGGGAAGGGGUCCGUGUCUUCGGGAAGGAGCAGGAGGGCUGGCUGCGGGGCAUGUCCCUCGUCACCGGCAGAGUCGGCAUCUUCCCCAGCAACUACGUCGCUCCCCUCUUCAGGAAAUCCAGUCUCUCUGACUCGAAGGUACCUUCCCUGUAUGCCUCCUGGACGCUGUCCACCUCCUCGCUCUCCUCCCAGGGGAGCAUCUCAGAAAACGGCCCGAGGCAGAGCAGGCCCCUGAAGGCAGCACUGCUGCCUGUGCCCAUCCCUCUGCCUGGCAGGAGCACGGGCACAGGACAGGCAUCGCUGCGUCGCAGCCGUGGCAGCACCCGGAAGAAUGGGUCCCUACAGAGGCCAGGGCAGGCAACGACCCCGGUGCUGGUGGCCGGCUCCCUGCGGCGUCCUGCCAUGGCUGCGCUGCGGCCUCAGCAGCUGCAGCUCUUCCACACCAUCCCUCCUGGAGCCGGCACGGCUGAGGCAGCAGCGAGGUCAACCUUCUCCCAGGAGGCUUCCCCAGCCGUGGGAGGCAGAGGAGGGGAGAGCAGAAGCCCCUCAGUGUGCAGCUCGGUGAUCCUGGAUGCCAAGGAGCCUCCAACCAAGAGCGAGGCAGCCCCGAAGCCGCCAGCCUCAGCCCCUCCGUCCAUCCUGGUGAAACCAGAUACCUCCCGCAACAGCGCCGAGAAGCAAGUGAAGACUGUGAGGUUCCAGAACCACAGCCCCCCGCCACCCAAGCGGCACAGCCUGCAGCCCUCGCUCAGCCUGCAGCCUUCGCCCAGCCUGCCGCGGGGCAGGACGGAGCCAGCGGCCGUGCUGGAGGCGCUGCUGCCAGAGCCAGGCCCCGAGCUGGCCCUGCUCUACUCCCCCCGGCUCGGCUGCAGCCCCCUGCCCCAGCGGCGGGCGCUGCACCCCAAGGUGCUGGCGCUGGAGCUGUCGGGGCCGCUGACCUUCCCCGGCAAGAAGAGCUACAGCAGCAUCUCUGCCAACUGAGGGGUCCUGCUCUGCUGGUCUCCUCAGCUCCUCUGCUCCCUGCCUUGAGGGGCCAGCACCUCGGAGCCCCACCAGCCUGCUGCCUCCACUGCUGCCCAUCCCACGGCAAGGGGCAGCUGUUCCCCACAUCCCCACAAUUCCACUCCACCAGCACCCACAGGACCUGCAAGCCUGAGGCUUGUGCAGAGCUGGGAGAGCUUCCGAGGGAGCAGGAUGGGGCAGGACAGCAUCCAGCUCUGCACAAAAGCGUCCUGGCCUGGCCCCAGCUGUGCUGAGCACGGCUAGAGGAGCCCCAGGGAGACGUGAAGCAGGUUUGUGGCAUCCACAGAACCGAUGUUCUUUGGUGCCCUGCAAAGCUGCCUGUGAGGAGCAGCAGGAGGGGGAAAUCAUGCAGGUAUCAGAGACAGCUGAGCUGGUUUUGAUCUCCUCACUGCUGCAGGAAAGCCCCUGGAGAUCAAAACUCAGGUUCAUUACCUUGCUGCUUCUGCAGGGUAAAGAAACCAUAAAUCAAAGGCAGUGAGCUCCUGGCUGGUUCCUGUUGCCUUGUUUGGUUUUGUUUUUGCAGGGGCAGGGUGGAUGGUUUCACCCAGGGCUU